Molecule: messenger RNA, 699 nt
Organism: Drosophila busckii
Lineage: Eukaryota; Metazoa; Arthropoda; Insecta; Diptera; Drosophilidae
Gene: Cpr23B
Product: cuticle protein 18.6
Exons: 2
Coding region: 1-699 (232 amino acids)
Cellular component (GO): extracellular matrix
Source: RefSeq, a predicted model, not a curated record
AUGGCCUUUAAAUUGUUGCUACUUGCACUGGCGCUAGUUGCCAGCGCCCAAGCUGAGUACGAGCCUAGCCGACGCACUACAGCAGCCAAUGCCGUGGAGGUGAAUACGCUGCAGCAGCGCAAUUCUGGGGAGGAUUUCCGCAAUGAUUAUCAAACGCCGCGCAACAAUGAACAGAACUCCAAUGCCACUCCCGAUGGCUACGACUACACCGAAGCCGAUGCCAACCUGUUGCGUGCCAUUAGUAAUGCUGCCACAGCCAAUGAGGCACCACUUGCGCCUGUGCCCUUGCCAGACUUGCAGGAGCCGCGCCAGCCCGAAGUCUAUGCGCCAGCCAAGUACAGCUACAACUAUGAGGUCAAUGAUGAGACCACCGGCGACAUCAAGAGUCACAGCGAGACGCGCGAUGGUGAUGUGGUGCGCGGCUCCUACAGCCUCAUUGAUCCCGAUGGCUACAAGAGAAUUGUUACCUAUACAGCUGAUCGUGAGCAUGGCUUCAAUGCCGUCGUUAAUCGCGUGCCUUAUGCUCUUAAGAAGCUUGUCUCUGUGGAUGAGCGUGCAUCAGUUGCUCGACUCUCCUCAGAGAUUAGCGCAGCAGCCGCUGUCAAGGAUGUGGACAACUCUUUGAGCAACAGCAACGCUGAGGAUAGUUAUGUGAAGGCAGCACGUGGAGAUGCCACAACUGAUGGCAUAUAUGCUUAA